UCUGUUCCAUUUUUCCUUACAGGUGCGGACAUCGUUUCUGCUACAGUUGUGGAGGAGCCAAAUGGCCCAAAUCAGCCAAAUGUGGUUGUGGACUUUACGGGCGAAAUGGAAAUCAUUGUCUGAUUCUGAGAAAGCACCCUAUCUGACUGAGGCAGGGGAGAUGAUUAGAUAAUGCUUAUUUCUAGAGAGUAGUUGAAAUGAACAAUGAGGAGGAGGAGGAGGAGGAGGAGGCUAGGAAUAGGAAGAAUGGGGGAGAAGGAAGGUGGGUACGUACGUAAUUGUUGGAUUGCUUAGUUACUGAUUUACCUUUCUGAUUUAAGCUCGAGCUCUUUGUUCAUAUGUAAUGAAAGAUAAAAACAGAGGGAUGAUUAAGUUUCAGGGCUUUUAUGCUACCAGAUUUCCGAUAUCCUUUUUUACGUAUUUAAUGAUCCUUUUUACGUUCAAUGGUUUUCAGUCUGCUUAAUUAUUAUGCAAAACAAAAAGUAAAUACAACUCUUCGAUCAUUGUCAGAUUGUCACCCACCCUAUUCAUGUUAGUCGAUCAGGAAUUUCAUUGUAUAGUAAGAAAUGUUGUGUUUGGUUCUCAACCCUUGUGUUUCAUUCGCGGUACUCAUUAAUGUUAUGUUAUUUCACUAAAGCUCAGCAGUUCUGUUGAUUUGUGCAGCCAAACUGGGCAAACGGGAUGUGGUUCUUCAUAAUUUCCAAGUUGCUUAACAGGUUUAGUCAAUCAAUUUCAUGAAAAGAUUGAUUGAAGCCCAAGUAAACUGACCUCAGUAGUUACACUGUGGAGGGAUGUUUUGACUUUUGAGUUGUCAAAUUGCUGAAAUAUCCCGGACCUACAAAAAAAGUGGCUUAGGUUUUGGGAAGGUUGUUUUGGUCAACAGGGAAGUGGUGAAGUUGAACUCCCCACUACUAGAGUCAAUUAUAACCGAAAAGCUAUUUUCAUGGCAUUUUCAAAAGCUCAUUGAAAAUCAGUAACGUUAUAGUCAACAGAAAAAUCACCAAGGGUGAAACACAACUAUAAAGGGUGAGUAAUAAAGUAAAAAAAUUGAGCUUUGGAUUAGUAAAGGAGCGGUUUCUGUUCUAGUAAUUGUGACUAAUUGUUCUUCUGCUCACUACUUGCACACUGCUGCUGUAAGCCUGUAACCGUUGCUUAUACUCUCUCGGCUUCUCUUCUGGGUGAAGGCAGCAUAAAUCAGCAGAGGGAGUUCUUCACAACCUCUGUUGUUGAAGAUGGACGAGAUUCUUGAUCAUUUUUUCAGUUCCUCAUCAUGGACAGAUGUGGAUGUAAAGGAAAGAUCAUCUUUGGACUGUUACGAAAAUCCACCAACAAACGAAAUGUUUCUCAGUUCACUUGGAGUAAUUGAAGAUGACAGCAAUAACUCUGCUACAAAUCUGAGCAACUCAAACCACAGCAUGGAGAGCAUGGCUGCACAGUCUGCUAAUUCAUCUGUUGCUCAUGAUUUUGAGUCUGAUGCACAAGACAAUUGCAACAAUUGCGCGGCCAACUUCUCGAUUAAUGAUCAAAUGGGCCUGCAAUAUGAUUUGGAUGGUAACAUGGCGAGAUCAACAUCUGUUUCGUCCCUAGAGCCACAAAAUGUGGGAGGCAAUUGUUGUGAACAGUCUGUCUUUCAGAGACUCAAUGGAGAUAUUGAAACCCUUUCUCCAAUUUCUCAGCUGUGGCCUCUUCAAGCUUAUGAGGGUGUCUCUUCUCCUCUUUGUCCUCCUGGUAUGGGACAACAGAAGCUGUGCAGCUUUGGUAGUCAUGAUAUUUAUGAGUUAUCUGAUUUAAUCACCACAGAGAAGGUAAGCCAGGAGAUGGGAAAUUAUCCUUUGCCCUCUUUUGCUUCUGGGCCUCAGAUUCCAAUGGCAAUGACUGGAUUGCAGUCUUUCCCACAGACUACAUCAACUAACCCCUCUGCUGAAUGUACUGGACCUAGAAAGCCUCGUAUGAGGGCUCGCCGAGGCCAGGCAACUGAUCCACACAGUAUUGCUGAAAGGCUUCGGAGAGAGAAAAUUGCUGACAGAAUGAAGAAUCUGCAAGAACUUGUACCAAAGUCUAACAAGACUGACAAGGCAUCUAUGCUUGAUGAAAUCAUCGAGUAUGUCAAGUUUCUUCAGCAACAACUCAAGGUUCUAAGCGCACGCAGAUUGGGAGCUACAGGGGCAGUUAUCUUGGAUAAUCAGGCUAAGGGGACCAAUGGGAUUUCACAGUCUCCAUCACUUGGUCAAGUAGCUCAUGACAUUUCUUUCAAUGAAAUUGCUUUUGAACAAGUACUGAAACUGAUGGAAACCGAUGUAACCAAGGCAAUGCAUUAUCUCCAAAGCAAAGGUCUCUGCAUGAUGCCCGUCGCUCUUGCCAAUGCCAUAUUGGCCGAAAAGGAAUCAUCACCGGCUCCUGAUUCUGCCGAGAAUUUGAAGAACUCCGGUUUUACUGAUGAUGGUUUUGUUCACAACCCCAGCAGCAGCAGUAGCAGUAACAGCAACACCUUGCCUGGCACCGACAAAACGGCUGUCAAUCCAUGAUGGUUAUCAUGGUUAACUUAAAACAGAAGAAAUAAUCAAGUGUAUUAACUUAUGAUGAUCCUUAUCUGUGGAUGAGAUGAAGCCUUUGAGCAGAGUUGAACAAAAGUAGUUCUAGCUAGUCUUGGGAUUAGUAGCAGCUAGUAACUACAUGAUGAAUUUGUUUCUAUAUAUUUUGAAUCGUUUUGUAGAGAUUAUUGAUCAUUUUUGGAUUAACGAGAAGUCUCAAUUCAUGAAACAAAUGCUUUACUUCA
Messenger RNA from Rosa rugosa (rugosa rose), 2776 nucleotides. Its product is annotated as transcription factor LRL2-like. The transcript has 8 exons. Gene Ontology annotation, biological process: regulation of transcription by RNA polymerase II. The coding region runs from base 1233 to 2525 and encodes 430 amino acids. The record is from RefSeq and is a predicted model, not a curated record. Lineage: Eukaryota; Viridiplantae; Streptophyta; Magnoliopsida; Rosales; Rosaceae. Gene Ontology annotation, molecular function: protein dimerization activity; RNA polymerase II cis-regulatory region sequence-specific DNA binding; DNA-binding transcription factor activity, RNA polymerase II-specific. Gene Ontology annotation, cellular component: nucleus.